GUUUGAGAAUAUUCUGGCUCAAGAAUGUAGAUCCGCCCGCAGAAAAUGUAGUUGGCACGCGAUCCAACGAGGAUCCCUCAGGAGGAAGAGCAACAGAGAAAGAAAGAAUUUUGAGUUGAAGCGAAGAGUGAAAGUGUUUCAGCGACUAACCGUCUCUCGCUUCCUUCUUUCCGUCAUCAAACUUCUAUUCCACCCUUCUCUCUCUCUCUCUCUCUCUCUCUCUCUCUCAUUUCAUUCAAUUUCAAUCCAACCUUUUUCAGUCUCGCUACCUGUUUUCCUGCGCCACCAAGCUACCACCUUUUUUUUUUUUUUUUAAAUUUUAUUUAUUUAUUUCAUUUUCUAAUAAAUUGAAGUCCGUGAGGAACUUUGGUUUUCGAAUCGAGAAGCUGAAGAUCUAAUCUGGGGUAUUUCUCCAUGGAGAACUCGGAGGAGGAGAAGGUCGUCGCCGUCAUCAUGGUGGGCGGACCCACCAAAGGGACUAGAUUCCGGCCACUUUCUUUCAAUACUCCGAAGCCACUGUUUCCGUUGGCUGGGCAGCCAAUGGUUCACCACCCCAUUUCAGCUUGUAAAAGGAUACCCAAUUUGGCACAAAUAUUUCUAAUUGGAUUCUACGAGGAACGCGAAUUCGCAUUAUAUGUCUCGUCGAUCUCAAAUGAGCUUAAAGUGCCAGUGAGAUACUUAAAAGAAGACAAACCGCAUGGUUCUGCUGGUGGCCUUUAUUACUUUAGAGAUUUGAUAUUGGAGGAUAACCCGUCGCAUAUCUUUCUGCUGAAUUGUGAUGUUUGCUGCAAUUUUCCCUUGCCCGACAUGCUUGAGGCUCAUAAAGGAUACGGUGGGAUGGGAACAAUGUUAGUUAUCAAGGUUUCUGCUGAAUCUGCUUACCAGUUUGGUGAGCUGGUCGCUGAUCCAAUCACCAAAGAACUGUUGCAUUACACAGAGAAACCUGAAACUUUUGUGAGUGAUUUGAUAAAUUGUGGUGUCUAUAUCUUUACUCCAGAGAUCUUUACUGCCAUCCAAGACGUCUCCACUCAUAGGGAAGAUAGAGCUAAUUUACGCCGUGUUUCCAGCUUUGAAGCCCUUCAAUCUGCAACAAGCAGGACACUUCCUACAGAUUUUGUAAGGCUGGAUCAAGAUAUUUUGUCACCUCUUGCUGGAAAGAAGCAAUUAUAUACAUAUGAGACCAUGGAUUUCUGGGAACAAAUUAAGACUCCAGGGAUGUCUUUGCGAUGUUCGGCUUUGUAUCUUGCCCAAUUUCGACUUACCUCCCCCCAUCUUUUGGCUGGUGGAGAUGGAAACAAGAGUGCUACUAUCAUUGGUGAUGUUUAUGUUCAUCCAUCAGCAAAAGUACAUCCAACUGCAAAGAUAGGCCCCAAUGUCUCUAUUUCAGCAAAUGUCCGGGUAGGUGCAGGGGUAAGGCUUAUAAGUUGCAUCAUCUUGGAUGAUGUUGAAAUUAAGGAAAAUGCGGUUGUAAUGCAUUCCAUUGUUGGAUGGAAGUCAUCUAUUGGGAAAUGGUCACGUGUCCAGGCUGAUGGAGACUAUAACGCAAAGCUCGGAAUUACCAUCCUUGGAGAAGCAGUGACUGUUGAAGAUGAAGUUGUGGUGAUCAAUAGCAUUGUUCUACCGAAUAAGACUCUUAAUGUCAGUGUACAGGAAGAGAUCAUUUUGUAAUAGUGAGAAGAAAAUCUGCACAAGGCCUCUAGUUUUGUUGUAUGCCUUUUCUUGGAUUAGAAGUGGUUUUGUAUGAUCGAGGUACCCAUCAUCUAGGAACGAUUUUUUAUCAUUAUUAUUAUUCCGGAUCAGUAAAUGAAAGAACUUAGUCAUGGUUUUUUUUGUCACGCAGUUGGUUACAUUUUGUAGACAAUUUUUUUCUGACAAUAAUAAAGGAAAGAUUUGAAAUGCUUUCUUAUCAA
Ziziphus jujuba (common jujube) is the source of this 1910-nucleotide messenger RNA. RefSeq lists its product as uncharacterized. The transcript has 15 exons. Bases 415 to 1668 code for a protein of 417 amino acids. Gene Ontology annotation, biological process: biosynthetic process. NCBI's taxonomy places the organism in Eukaryota, Viridiplantae, Streptophyta, Magnoliopsida, Rosales, Rhamnaceae. Gene Ontology annotation, cellular component: cytoplasm. The record is from RefSeq and is a predicted model, not a curated record.